Messenger RNA from Monomorium pharaonis (pharaoh ant), 6617 nucleotides. RefSeq lists its product as uncharacterized. The record is from RefSeq and is a predicted model, not a curated record. NCBI's taxonomy places the organism in Eukaryota, Metazoa, Arthropoda, Insecta, Hymenoptera, Formicidae. The transcript is spliced from 8 exons. Bases 789 to 2642 code for a protein of 617 amino acids.
GUAUAUACUUUUCCCAACGGUUGUCGUGGCGCUGUGCCGUGGCGAUCGCGCAAAACAGGAAGGCGUAAACGUAUACGACGGACACGACCGGAGAAUACGUAUUGGUAUUCCCCUUCUAUUCUUUCUAGUCCAGUCCGUCGUGACGAACGCUGCUGUUGUUCCGUUGCUGGCUCGGACGAACCGCGAACGUAGAGCGCGGAGGCAGAGCCAGAACCAAGUCGCGGGACUCGUGGGGUCGGGCGGCGGGAUAUUGUCGUGUGUCGCGCGGCGCGCCGUAUCGAGCGUUCGUCCCGUCGCACCUUCCUUACUCUUGGCUCGGCACGGGAGAGAGAAAGAGAGAGAGAGAGAGAGAGAGAGAGUAAAGUCGGCGCGGAGCCUCGCGGACUCUCACACGGCUCUCCCGUACGGUGGGCCGUUCACGUUGCAUCUGUACAACACGCGCAAGUGCGCGACCGUGGAGGCCACAGAGAUGCCGGAUGCGCUUUGAACGUGCGUUCGCGCCGCCGUGUGGUCGCCGUGAUCGCCGCAGCCGCUUCCUCGAGAUCGCCACCUUCGUCGGCUCUCCAGGGAUCCCCCUGGACCCUGAAUGCGCACUCCUCCCCGCGCCGUUAGUGCCGUCCUCGCGCGAGGAUCACGCGCGUCCCUCUUCCUCCCGAGAGCGCCGCUAUGCUGACGCUGCUGCAGCAUCAAACGGAGCAGACAAUAGCUCGAAAAUGGGGUUGAGACGACGGCGUAACAAGCUGAGCGGGACGUCCACGUGGCAAUCAGCUUAGACCCCGUGAAAGAAGAUGACGACUGCCAUGGCCCGGCUGCCCUGCAAGCAAUCCUCGCCCUCCUCGCAGCAGACGCGAGUGAACAAUUUCGGAAACAGCCGGAACCCGUACUGGGACAUGCAGCAAGUCAGGCAUCCCGCGCCGUCGUACGUCAGAAAUCAUCAUCGACAUACCGAUCAUACAGGGAAGCGGAAGAGCGCCGUGGAGCUACUACAAGAGACGAAAGCCUUCUACGUGAAGAGCGAGACCGUACUGGAUCGGAAGCAGGAGCUGAAGAAUAGCGGUCACCUGCAGGUAUCGCAGCUGAGCGCGACCGGCGCACCGCCGAGGCUGCUGCGGAAAUGCACCGGCAACUCGUCCGCCUGUCCUAUGCAGCCGACCUCGCCGUCGCAGUUGCAACCUCCCAUGACGCCGCCCUGCUGCUGGGCUUCGUGUCACGAACAAGAUAGACUAGAUGGAAUUCUGAGUCCUCAACAAACACUGCCACCCGCGCUGCCACCGAAGAGUCCACGUUUGGUUCCGGUUCCCCAAAGACGGACGAUUUCGGGGCCCCCGAGCUGUACCGGGGGCGAGCUGCAAACAAAGCUGCGCCGGUUGCUGAACACCGACAGCAAGGAGAAUAUGUUCUUUCCUGAGAGCCCGCCGCAGAACACGGUGCAGAGCAACGGGAUGCCGGCGCGGGAGGAGAAAUUCCGAUACUCGCCCGGAAGUCUUUCGCCUAAUUGUCGGGACGAAGAUCGUAUCCUGCAUUGCGCGCCGCAAGAUGUUCGCUUCAAGUUUGGCAGAAGCAACUCGCACUCGCAUACUUCCGGUAGACCCGGCCGGAAGUCGAAUAGCUCCCAGUCGGUUGAAAACACGAUAUGCCACAAGUCGCUGCCGGAUCUCCACACAAGCACGCGUCGCCGGGCAUCACUUUCUCCGCGGGCAUCUACGAAACUAUCCGCGAAGCCACCUACCCAUCACCAAGCUACAAACACGAGCAAUUGCCCGGAUUACGAAACUAGUUCGGAUUACUCGGAUCAUAGUUUUAAACGUGACUCUGUUUGUUAUCGCAGUUCCCGCCAUAUUAGGCGAUCUUUGGGAUCCGGCGGCGGCGAUGCGAGCAGCGUGUUAUCCUCGGGCGGGCGAACACAGAAAUCAUCAGGUUCGAGCAAGUUGAGUCAUGGCGCGACAGCCAGAGACUCCGGUGGCUCCUCUGGUCACUGUACUCAUCGCAGUGAACCAGCGCCAAGAAUCCAGGAUUGCUGGGCUCAUAUACGCAGAGACAGUGGCGCGUCCACGCAACAUUCUACUGAGAAAGAUCGAUCGAGAAAAGGUAGCUACAUUGGUGGAACGCCGCCAUCCGUUGUGAGACAAUACAGUCCUGAACUGGAUUCUGAAAGUAGCAAUAGUCAAACGGACUACAGCCCGACUUGUAAUUCAAGGUUCUCAGAUGGUUGGAAGGAAGGUCGCGGUCGACCAAUCCUUCGAUCGAAAUCGGACAUCAGCGAUCGAUAUUGGCGCCAGGAUAACGGCCGUUCCAGCAAAGUAUCUUCUCGCCCGCUUCGAUCGAUGACUCAACUCGAGAAUUUCUUUGACCGUUUAGGACUGGACUCGGAUAACUAUCAGCGUAUAACGGAAGCUGACUCCAAGUCGUCGUCACCCGUAUUCUUCGACAGCGUCAGUUCCGUAGAUUCGGCGUUGGGUCUUUACUCCUGGAUCGGCGCUAAUCAGAACCAAGGCAACCAGUGGCAGAACAACUGCAGCAUCGGCAUGGGUAACGACGAGUGUAACCAAAGAGUAAACGAUCCACCGAGUAUCGUCGAGCGAAACGCACGUAUUAUCAAAUGGCUUUGCCAAUGCCGCAAAGUGCAGUUAGGAUACAGUUAAACAACGAGUUUCUCAGUUGAGUAAAUCCCUCAUUUUCAAUGACAGUACAUUCAAAUCAACGAUAUGGUAAUGUUUGUUGUCAUUCUAUAAACGGUAUACACACUCCGCGGAAAAUACCGAAUUCAUAUGUUUCUCAUAAAUGUGGAAUUGAUUGCCCUUUCCUCUUUCUUUUACAACUUGCAUAAUAUUUAAUCGUUUUUAUUAAUCUUGUAUUAGCUGUUUGUUAGGCGUACAAUAAUAUAUUUAAUUUAUUAUAAUAACAAACAUGUGCCAUUUUAUAAUCACUUGUUACAGUUCUCUACGGUGUGCCUUUCAUUGUCGUUAUGCAUUCAGGGUAAAGGAAGAAGUUUUAAAAACAUAUUUACAUGAUAUUGCGUUACUAAAAUUUAUAUAAACAAUUUUGAUGUUUAAUAUAUUUGAGGGCACACAUAAAAUUUACUUCUAAUAAAUAUUAUUAUUCUCGGACAAAUAUGUUAUUAUAUUUUGAUAUUAUUAAUUUUGUAAUAAAUCUACGAUAUGUUGUGCGAAAAUUUUUCCUAUUUAGCAAAGCAAUACUAGAUUAUCAUGAGACAUUAGUAAAGUCGUGCAUAAGGAAUGUGGAAUUUAUUACAUUUUGAUGUAAAGUUGUAUAAAUUUAGUGAUGCGUGUUUCUCAUUUUCAAUCUUGAAAAUGAUUAGUUGAUUUGUAGAGAAGAAAAUCUCCGACGAAAGAUAUUUACCUCGACUUUAUGAAAACUUAUAGAUCUAAUUUCAUAACAAAAAAGAAUUAAAAAAUGUUGCCUUUACUCUUGUUGGUUUCUAAAAAAAACCACAUAUAUUUAAAGUGAAAUAAGCGUUCAAUUGAUGUUAAUAUUUGACGAAAUUUAGAAAGUGAUCGAUGAGUUAUAAAUAGCUUGAUGUAUUAAACGAUUAAACGAUAGACAAAAAUAUGAUUCCAAUUUUGUAGUUUGGUAGGAAUUGAUGUGAUUUACAGUAAUACUGUAUAAAGUGAAAAAAGACGCUCAUUCGUCAUCAUUCUAUUUUAAUAAUAAUCUACAAAGGUUUACACUAGCUUCACUGUAUUAGCUUUUACGCUCAUCUUUUGUUUCUAUCAUACAACGUAAAUCAUACAACGUAAAUCAUAUAAAACAAAUAUAGUAAACAUAUAUUUUCUAAAUUUACUCUUAAACUGAUCUGAUAAUAUGCUCUAAACCUGAUCUGAUAAUACGCUAUAUUUACAAAGACUGCGUAAACUUUACAAAUGACAUUAACAUAUAAUGCUUAACAUAUGAUGCUUCUUGAAUUUUUAUUCCUUCGCCAAUUACAGUACAGAGAUUUAUUAUUGUACUUACAAGGAAAUAUAUAAUGCAGAAACUUAAGUUAAUAAUACAGAAUAAUUUAAUUUAAUAAUUUGAUUAUAUGCAAAUCAAUGUUUUCUAUUUUGUAUUUUGAGUAUCGCAUAUUUUACAUUUUAAUAACGAAUUAAUUAUAUGGCAGUUGUACUUAUAGCUCUUUGAUUAUUUAAUUUUCAAUAUUUUUGUAUUUAAUAUUUAAUUGCAACUGACAUGUGGCAAUGUGCAUUUUGUAUAGUAUAAUAUUGUUAUUAUUAUACUGUAUUAUUAUCUCAUCCCACAUGUAAUCCUUUUAUGCGAUCUUUUUGAUUGAAUAUAAAUGUAUUGAAAUAUAAAGUAUUAUUAAUAACAGUAGACUCUUCAUUUUAUGGAGUUCCGUAUUACAAUUUCCGUUUUUUGAAUUGAUUGUAACUUUGUUAAAUGAUGUACUUCUGCUCUUUGAUUGCUGAUAUAUAUUACGUUUACGUGAAUGAGAAAGAAAGUGAAAGGCAGAAUAGUUAUUCAAACGGCACAUGUGCUGUUAAGAUAAGAAAGUGAUAGUCUAAAAGGAAAACUUUGCAGUUCGAGAGAUCCUGAUACUUUCCCAUUUCUAAAACGGGAAAUUGAUUGGGGUUGAUUUUUAAAAUUAUACGAAAAAAUUUCGCAUACGAAAGUAACAAUUAGAGAUCUUUUAGAUCUCAAAUCAUAUAUCACUCGACGAAUCCGGGGCAUUUGCAUGCGAAAUUUUUUCGUACGAGUUCAAAAAUCGGGUUCCAGAUUUUAUAAAUAAGAAGAGAUUCUGCAUUAUCUAUCUCUUAUUUUUUACGAAAGGAUAUUAUUAAUUUGCACAAUAACACACAAUAACAAACAUGAAGUUUGUUCACAUAAUUAACAAUUUAAUUAUUAACUUUUUGUCCGGUUAUUUAGUUCUCCCUACUCUAUGGCAAUCAAAUGGUAGUAUAAGAAACUUUGGAUGUUCACGACACUUAUGUGAUUCAUAUAUUCUUGUAACAUGCGAUUUUUGUGUAAUACAAAAUACAGUUAUUCUCGAACUUCUCUAAUUUCAUAUGAUAUAGAUGUUUUAAAUAUGUAAUCAACAAUUUUGCAAAACUAAAAUAUGAUACAGCAUUUAAAAGUAGAAAGAGAAGGAAGUUGAUACCAUUAUCUAUAUAAUACAGUCUUGUAUUUUUUUUUGAACAGUUUAAAGACUUCUUGUAUAUGGAGUGUCUCAGGCAUUCUAUGCCAGACUACAUUUGUUAGAGGCUAAAUUACAAAUCUAAGUAGAUUUGCUUUGCUGUUGAAACAAUUUUACAGAUAAACUUAAGAAUUAUACAGAAUUUUAGUGAUUAUAAACUUUAGAUUUUUUAUUCAAGUCUCAAUCGCCAAAAUAUUGAAUGUUAAAGAUUAGAAAACUAUGGAAAGAAAUGGCAUUGAGUUAAUUUCAAAGUUGCCAAAGAGUCUAAAAUCGAGCAAAUUUACAGUGCCCGAGACACUAUAUAUAAGGUAUAUAUGGAUAUAUAUUGGCGUAACAGUAGAGAUAACUAGCGUUUAUUAUACUUGCAAUCUUCGGUAAAGAUAUAUACAGAAUUUAUAAAGUUUAUAAUCGCUGCUAAUAGUAGUGGUCAAUUGUAAAGCGUUAUGGCACAAAAUUAAACAUGUGACUAAAAUAUGCUUGUAAAAUACACACACACACACACACACACACACACACACAUUAUAUAUAUAUGACAUUUCCUAAAUUUUUUUCGAAGUCAUAUGACAUUUUUUUUAAUGAUAGAACAAAUGAUAAUAGAACAGAUACGUGGACGUAGCAUCAAUGCUGUGCAUCUGUAUACACUAUAAUUAAUGUUAUGAAGCUGAAAAUAUUGGAAUUGAAUUUACACACACACACACACACACACGCGCGCGCGCGCGCGCAAAGAGAGAGAAAGAGAGAGAGAGAGAGUGACUAUGAGGAUUAAAUUAGAUUAAUUAGAAUUAUAUAAGUUUCUGUAUCAUAACUUGCUUAAGUUCCACGAUAUGCCUGCUUUAUAAAAAUUGUCACUAUUUUAAAUUUUAAUGCAGGUUAUUCAAGAACAAUAAAGAGAAUUAUGUAUAGUUGAAUUUCGCUUUGCGUUAGUGCAUAAUCUAGAAUUAUGAUACACUAAAUUAAAUAUGAUACACUAUGAUUAAAUAUUUAUUUAUACAAUUGUUUAUAAUAUCGCGUUAUGUAUUAAGUAAUCGAUCGAAAAAGGAAUUAUAUAAUUCUCUUUGUAUAUUUUUGCAAUGUUUACGGUUGCCCGUGUUUUAUAUAAAUAUUAGUCAUCUUAUUUUAUAAUAUUUUUUAGAUAGUAUUCUGCUUUGUUAUUUAUAGAAUAUAUUUUACGAGUUGUUGCAGUUUCUCGUAAUAUGGUUUUUAUUUCUAAUAUAUGUAAAGAAUUUCGGAAAAUAUAAGAAUAUCGAAAAGCAAGUAUUUAUAUACGUAUUAGAGGCAUGGAGAAAAUUAAAUAAUAAUUGAAGAAAUGUUUUAUGAUGAGAUAUGAAAUAUUCAAAUUCUGUACUACAGUUUUCUUCAUCUUUUUCAGAAGUGUUUGUUAUAUAUUAGUAUAGAAAUUAUUUUAUAUUUCGUCGUAUACAGAGAGGCUUAAGUAUUUUUUAUAUGCGUAAGAACAAAAUAAAUUAAAGCU